AUGGCAGCUCAGGAUCCAAACGCGCCGACAGACAGCAAUGGCGGUGCUCUGGUGGCUACCGCCGUUGCUAUGCUGACAUUUACCUGGCUAUCUUUAACCAACGGCUUCCAAUGGGAUGACUGGUUGAUGCUUGCUGCUCAAGCUAAUUUCACUGUAUCAUGCGCGCUCAUUCUUAUGGGGGUUCGGGAUGGGUUGGGGAGGCAUGACGAAUCGCUAGACCAGCACAACGAGAUCGAGGCCUUGAAAUAUCAGGCGUUGGCUACGGCAACAUAUGUCCUUAACAUGUGGCUGAUCAAGCUCAGUAUUGGUAUCUUCCUGCUCCGCCUCGCUUCGCAAAACAGGUACAGGUAUACUCUCUACGCGAGUAUCAUUAUCGUCAGCAUAUGGAGCAUAGUCUUGUUCUUUUGGAAUAUAUUUCAGUGUAAUCCGAUCGCCGCUCAAUGGGAUUACACGAUUCUUCAGAAGGACCCUAACGCUCGAUGUGUCUCGGCCGACGAGAUUGUCAACGCUGCUUACGCACUCAGUGUUAUGAGUAUCCUGUCUGACUGGCUAUACGCAUUGUUGCCGAUUCCCAUGCUAUGGAGUGUUAAGAUGACUACGCAAGCUAAAAUGACGGUGAUCGUGGUUUUGGGUUUGGGUGUUUUCGCAAGCAUCGCUACGCUCGUCCGACUCAAGUUUCUGGCCGAUCUCACUGACAUGGCAGAUAUAUUGCAUGCUGGCACUGACGCGAUGGUUUGGACAUUAAUUGAACCUGGAGUUGCUAUUGUCGCCUCGAGUCUUGUUACGAUUAGGCCCCUUCUUAGGUUAUGGAAGAUCAGGGGGUUCGGUGGCACCAGUGGGCAGAGUCGUCCAACGAAUCCAUUUAGCAAUAGUCAUCCGAUGUCGCGUACGAAUCGAUCGAACAAGAUGCCGGCAUUUGGGUCUACCGAUGUUACUCUCGUAGAUAUCGAAACCGGUCAUUUGAAGAGCUCUACGUCGCGCUCACCAGUCGCUGGGUCGUUUGGUGGCAAUAUCCAGCGGUCUUUGUCGUUAUCAGACGCCGGAAGCAUGACGAGCAAGAGUUUCCAAUCUCGAGCAUCAUCCGAUGCCGCAAUGCUUCCGAGCAUACCUCGGCGCUCUCGAUCGAUCUCGGACGCCGAUACAUUGGCCGGCAGGAGCCAUCGAUCUCGACCGUCAUACAUGUCAAGAGUAAAUGAGGCACCUAUCGAGGAAGACGAUGGACGGCAAGAAUAUGUGGAAAGUGGAUCCAGAAGGAUAAAUAUAAAGAGUGAGAUGUAUAUCAUCGAGGGUAACACGACACCGACACCUACGACACUUAUGGCGCCCGUGGCAGCUUAUAGUCGCGACGAGACAUGGCUAGCAGAACAAGAUUUGUCCAACGACGGAUCCUUUGAACUCAACCGCGUUCAAUCCCAAAACAACAGCAUUAAAAACUCAAUUCAGCUAACGAAGCCAUUGCCGCUACCACCCUCAUAUCACCAAAGGUGA
Messenger RNA from Daldinia loculata, 1488 nucleotides. RefSeq lists its product as uncharacterized. NCBI's taxonomy places the organism in Eukaryota, Fungi, Ascomycota, Sordariomycetes, Xylariales, Hypoxylaceae. The transcript has 4 exons. The record is from RefSeq and is a predicted model, not a curated record. The coding region runs from base 1 to 1488 and encodes 495 amino acids.